This is a messenger RNA of Rhipicephalus microplus (southern cattle tick), 938 nucleotides long. It is a transcript of the gene RpL24-like, whose product is annotated as ribosomal protein L24-like. Lineage: Eukaryota; Metazoa; Arthropoda; Arachnida; Ixodida; Ixodidae. The record is from RefSeq and is a predicted model, not a curated record. Gene Ontology annotation, molecular function: structural constituent of ribosome. Gene Ontology annotation, biological process: ribosomal large subunit biogenesis. Gene Ontology annotation, cellular component: nucleolus.
GUUUAGCGAGUUUUAGAUCAGAGCAACGCGUUGAGACAGGACACCUAUGCUAAAACUCAGUCCAGUCACAGCAACACUGACAAAAUCACGCAUGCGCAGUUUCUGUGUGGUUUCUUUCCGCGCACGUGUUAUACCUAUACUACAGUGGCUAGUAUAACUGGUAGGUGUUCUGUGACUGUACUAGCUAUACACUGUGUUCUGUGGCUGCUGUCUCUAGCAGAGAGGUAGAAAUUUGGCACCAUGAGGAUUGAGAAGUGUUAUUUCUGCUCAUCGCCCAUAUACCCGGGCCAUGGCAUUCAAUUUGUGCGCAAUGAUUGCAAGAUUUUCAGGUUUUGCAGAUCAAAAUGUCACAAGCUUUUCAAGAAAAAGCGCAACCCGAGGAAAACCAGGUGGACCAAAGCCUUCCGCAAGGCUGCCGGCAAAGAGCUCACUGUCGACCCGUCCUUCGAAUUCGAGAAAAGGCGAAACGUGCCUAUCAAGUACAACAGGGAGCUGUGGCAGAACACCGUGAGAGCGAUACAACGGGUCGAGGAAAUCAAAGCUAAGAGGCAGGGUCAUCACGUCAUGAAUAGGUUGAUGAAGGGCAAAGAGCUCGACAAACAGAGAGACAUCAAGGAAGUUCAGAGAGACCUCUGCCUCAUCAGAUCUCCAGCUGCGAUGCUCAAGAAGAAAGAGCAGGCAAUUGUGGAAGUUAUCGAAGAGCAUUCUGACCAAGAGGAAAUGGCAGUGGACUGACACUGUGUAAACACCAUGGUGUACACCAAACGGGCAGUCAUUUAGCUGGGACUCGACUACAGCCUGCACUUUACCAGUGACGGAAAACUAUAUAAUGCUUCCUUGUUGGAUAUGCACUGUUACUUGAAUGUACCAAGCCUGCCUAAAGUACAGCCUUGCGGCAUAUGUCUAUAAAUAAAGGAAGAAAAAAUUUUCACCCGUAA